UCCACCCGAGCGCCGCCGCGAGCUACCACCCACCGCUUACCUAUAUAUACACUCCCGCCCAUGCCUCCAUUAAUCCCCAUUUCAUCAGUCACCAGGCAUACUCCACACACCUCUCUCUCUCUCUCUCAAAGAAGCAAGCAACCUACCUACUCACAGUUCACCGGGCAUCUCCACUAGCUGUCGACCGAUGGACGCCGCCUCCUCGUCGGACCAGGAGCAAGGCCCGCACAGGACGGUGUGGUCGGAGCCGCCGAAGCGCCCCGCGGGGCGGACAAAGUUCAAGGAAACGCGCCACCCGGUGUACCGCGGCGUGCGGCGCCGCGGCCGGGCGGGGCGUUGGGUGUGCGAGGUGCGCGUGCUGGGGACGAGGAGUUCUAGGCUCUGGCUCGGCACCUUCACCACCGCCGAGAUGGCCGCGCGCGCCCACGACGCCGCCGCGCUCGCGCUCUCCGGCCGCGACGCCUGCCUCAACUUCGCCGACUCGGCCUGGCGCAUGCUCCCCGUCCUCGCGACCGGCUCGUUCGGCUUCGGCAGCGCGCGGGAGAUCAAGGACGCCGUCGCUCUCGCCGUCUUGGCUUUCCAGCGGCAGCCGGCUGCGUCCCUCGCGCCAUCGUCGCCGCCGGCGCAGGCGGCCGACGACGAGAAGGAAUUUCAUUUCUCGCCGGCUCCGAGCACGCUGUCCAUGUCGUCAAGCGACCUGCUGGACGAGCACUGGUUUGGUGGCACGGACGCCGGGUCGUACUACGAUAACUUGCCGCAGGGCAUGCUCGUGGAGCCGCCGACCUCCAGGACGUGGCAGGAGGACGGCGUCCAGACGCCGCCCUGGAGCUACUUGUUCGAAUAA
Molecule: messenger RNA, 844 nt
Organism: Lolium rigidum
Lineage: Eukaryota; Viridiplantae; Streptophyta; Magnoliopsida; Poales; Poaceae
Product: dehydration-responsive element-binding protein 1B-like
Exons: 1
Coding region: 188-844 (218 amino acids)
Biological process (GO): regulation of DNA-templated transcription
Molecular function (GO): DNA-binding transcription factor activity; DNA binding
Source: RefSeq, a predicted model, not a curated record